UUUGUAACAGUAUCCUGCCCCCAUUUAAUAAAACCAGCUAUACCACUGUACAAAAUUCUCAGCUUCCUAGUCCAAGUUUUGCAUCCAUUUACAAUUUUAUGGUUACUAGAGCCCGUGCAUUAUGUGCCGACAGAGGUGUCCAAAACUUCAAAGGAAUGGACAGAGCUGUCCGACACUUUGAAGCUGGAGAUGUGCAGGAUAUACAAAUCUCACAGAUAAAUGGUGAAAUUGUGUACAUAAAGGCUUCAUGUCUUGCAUCGAUGAAGAAGGACAAAUACACUGUGUACUUGUGCCUAACUGUAAACAGCAAAGAAACUUCUGUGCAAUAUGCUUAUUGUCAGUGUCCCAUAGGGUUAGCUCAGUCUUGCAGCCACAUUGGAGGAUUGUUGUUUGCAUUAAAUGGCAAGCAUCGCUUAAAGUGUCCUUGUGGUGACGAGAGCUGUACUUCACAACUAUGCCAAUAGGUUGUUCCCAGAAACCCUAAACAAAGUCUCAAGCUUAUAAGUGAACUGUCCUUUGCCAAACCUCAGCUGGAAUCCGAACCGGAAAGAGUAACCUCAAUCGACUUUGAUCCACGGCAUCCGCAAGACAGAUGCCUGGAUAUGAAAUAUACUCUGAACCAACUUAAAGAGCUCAAAAAAGUCUUUCCCAACACUGGAUUAACACACCUCUGGAAUAUACCAGAUGAUGUCCCAGAUGUAGCUGAGGAAGUUACAAUAAGUACUGAAGUUGAUCCUCGUACACUAGAAAUGGAAAAACUAGUGUUCAAACAAGGAAAUGUACCUCCCCUCACCAUAGAAAAUGACUUGGUGCAGUUCAUAGAGUUCUCAACUAGAGGUCAAAGACUUUGUUCAAUGUGGAUUGACUUACACAGAGGCAGAAUAACAAGCUCCAUCUUUGGACAAGUUCUUAGGGCUGGAAGUAGUCCAAAUAGUUUGAUAAAUAAUAUCAUUGAAGGAUCAAGUCUCCACAAAUACAGUUCAUUACCCCCUGCUGUGAAGUGGGGCCAGGAGCAUGAAAAUGAAGCAAAACAACAAUACAUUGCACUAAAAUCAGUGUUUGGAGAUGUAGUUGUGGAGGAAACAGGUCUGACCUUGUGUGCCUCUCAUUCUUUUCUUGGGGCAUCAAGUGAUGGAAAAGUCCGUGAUGCAGGAGAUGAAGGUGUGCUUGAAAUUAAAUGUCCAUUCUCCCUAAAAGGAAAGGCAGUGAAUAAGAUGGAAAUUCAGGAAAUUGUCACUCUCUCGGAUCCUACGUUUUGCCUUGUGCAGGGAAACGAUGGGCCAAAGCUAAGACAUGACCAUGACUAUUACGCUCAAGUGCAAGGGGAGAUGGCACUUAUGGGUCUCCCUUGGUGUGACUUCGUUGUUUGGACUAAUGCAAAAUGUGGAAAUAUUUUCAUUGAAAGAAUUCUCUUUGAUGCAGACUAUGUAACUCGCAUGAUGCCAAAGCUUAUUGCUUUCUAUGUAGAAAAUGUCAUUCCAAAACUAGCUUUAUGAAUUUAUAA
Messenger RNA from Saccostrea echinata, 1504 nucleotides. RefSeq lists its product as uncharacterized. The transcript is spliced from 6 exons. Bases 603 to 1496 code for a protein of 297 amino acids. The record is from RefSeq and is a predicted model, not a curated record. Lineage: Eukaryota; Metazoa; Mollusca; Bivalvia; Ostreida; Ostreidae.